Limulus polyphemus (Atlantic horseshoe crab) is the source of this 2426-nucleotide messenger RNA. RefSeq lists its product as uncharacterized. The coding region runs from base 146 to 631 and encodes 161 amino acids. The transcript has 2 exons. NCBI's taxonomy places the organism in Eukaryota, Metazoa, Arthropoda, Merostomata, Xiphosura, Limulidae. The record is from RefSeq and is a predicted model, not a curated record.
GGUCAAAGUAACAACGUGCCAGCAACGUAUUUUAUCAUCAGCUUGAUUAGUGGAUGUUCCCCUCCAAGACUUCAGUGCUGCUGGCGGGUUAAAUCCUAACAAAAACAAUCUAGUCGCUCCCACUGGUGUCACGACCGUCCUGUCAAUGCCAAGAAAUGAGAGUAAACCGGAAGUCCCCGAAACGGAAGAUCAGUCGAAAGCAGCGUAUAACGGGAGUUUUGAGGUCCACGAAGAAGAAAUAGUAAUUGUCGUUCUGGUCCUUGUGGUUUGGGUGGCUGUCAUUCUCCUGUUUUUCAACAAGUGGGGUAAGAUACGAAUGCUAGAGCCCUACCAACCAGAAUACAGAAGCCCACCCUACAACUCCACCAUCCCCAAACCUCCACGGAUGAACAUGCCAGAGACGCUUACUUCGUCCUUCUUCGAGCGAGAACUUCCGUGGAUGAGUUCCAUGCCCGGAUAUUCGACGCAGCGGUCCAGGCCAAGACAGAAUUCGGUGUUCGUGGGCAAUCAGUAUAAUCGGUCCUCUCUGUUUGUCGAACAAGGCAUUCCACGCAAGGUCAAAAGCGCAGAAGAUAUCAAAUCUCUUGUUGUACAAAUAAGUGACCAGCGUUUACGCACCACAGUUCUCUAGGUCCUGGGGAGGUUAAUUGGCCACCCCCCUCUGGACUGUAAAACGAAGGCUAGCAACUUUGUUACCGCUUUGAUAUUUACAUUUAGGAACGACCAUUGAGUGGUUAAGAAGGGUGAAAGGAACUGAACGUAAUUAUCAAGUAAUUCGAGAACCAACUGAAGUAAAAUAUAAUAUCAUCUUCUUGCGCGGAGGAGUGACCACACAAACACUUGAACACGGGUGACCUCUAUAAGGUUUCUUAUCUCUUCAUUACCCCUAGUAGCUAACGCUUAAUCAUUGGAUGCAAGUCUGUGCGUUCCCCCUUAUCGUCUAUAUCUGUAACUGAAAACCUUUCAGCAAGACACGAACAGUGCCACCAAUAAUAACCGACAUUUACUUACCUUCAGCAUUAAGAUCAAACACACACACACACACACACCACUUAACCUAUAACAACUUAUCGUUUGAGGCCGCAGUUAAAUACGUCGUAACACCUAGCAAGUAGUUCAUCUUUAUGAUUCAAAAACAAAAUUCUGCGAUUUUACAGAUAAUUGGCGGCUAGAACGAGACAAACUUGAGCUAUAACUUUUAGAGAGUGCCAAGAACGAUCAGCACUUUGAAGAAGAGGGUAUUUAUUUUUAUGAGGUUACUUAGAUGAGCAAUCCUAUAUUUUGUCUAGAAAAUAACAAGUAAGUUAUAUAUAAACAUCUAUAUCAUAUAACGUCGUUCUUCAGAAAUAUCUAUAGCCGUUUACUCUCAACUCUAGGCGAUCUAUGUUCGUGUGUUUGUACUACUCACAGCUCUCUCUCUCUCAGUUAGACGUAGAUUGUAAGCUGUCUUUGAUGUUUGCCAGUGCGUUUUUAUUGGUGUAUACACAUACACACGACAACGUGGUUGUAUGGUCUGUAACUCGUUCCUUAAGUGUUUCUACGUGUAGUGCAGACGCCAAUCAUUUUCCUGGCUGACAUUUUUUUAAUGUGGCAACAGAUCGUGUUAACUUUGUAUUUGGGUACUUCGAGGGAUGAGAAAGAAGCAGGCCUUAUGUAGCCCUUAUUUUUUUACCAGUUCGUUUAAUUGUUCAGUUUGGAAAGUCUCCCGGUGGGACGGACAGCGGUAAGUCUUUGGGUUUACAACGCUAGAAUCAGGGGUUCGAUUCCCCUCGGUGGACAUAGCAGAUAGCUCGAUGUGGCUUUGCUAUAAGAAAACACACACACAGUUUGGGAAACAUUCUGGUUUCAUUCGAGAGUCCUUUCUGUAUAUUCAGUUGAGAUGAUUCCGUUCAUUGGUCGAAUAAUUCGUUUUUUGUUUAGAAAAUGACUGAUCAUUCUUACCAGCUAGUAGCCAUCCCGUUAUCUAACUACUGUAACGAGUUAAAAAUAAGCUGAAUCAAAACAGUUUAGAUGUGUCAAUAUUUCACGCUAUCUUGGAAAGAAGAAUUAUGGAUAUCUGAAAAAUACCAGAUUGGAUGUAUUGGAACAAUACAUCUGAAAAAUACCAGAUUGGACGUAUUGGAACAAUAUAUCUGAAAAAUACCAGAUUGGACGUAUUGGAACAAUAUAUCUGAAUAAAUACCUGAUUGGACGUAUUGGAACAAUGUAUCUGAAAAAUACCCGAUUGGACGUAUUGGAACAAUGUAUCUGAAAAAUACCAGAUUGGACGUAUUGGAACAAUAUAUCUGAAAAAUACCAGAUUGGACGUAUUGGAACAAUACAUCUGAAAAAUACCAGAUUCGACGUAUUGGAACAAUGUAUCUGAAAAAUACCAGACUGGACGUAUUGGAACAAUAUAUCUGAAAAAUACCAGAUUGGACGUAUUG